Messenger RNA from Aspergillus oryzae RIB40, 1578 nucleotides. RefSeq names its product protoheme IX farnesyltransferase (gene cox10). Gene Ontology annotation, biological process: heme biosynthetic process. Gene Ontology annotation, molecular function: protoheme IX farnesyltransferase activity. Gene Ontology annotation, cellular component: mitochondrion; mitochondrial membrane. The transcript has a single exon. Bases 1 to 1578 code for a protein of 525 amino acids. Lineage: Eukaryota; Fungi; Ascomycota; Eurotiomycetes; Eurotiales; Aspergillaceae. The record is from RefSeq and is a predicted model, not a curated record.
AUGAUCCUCCUCCGCUCAUCUUUCCGGAGGCUGGGAUCGACUCGCGAUCCGUCCCUCGUAUGUUCACGAUGCCUCAUACGCAACAAUCGUUCUCAUCCGCCCUCCGCCCUCCGCAGCUUCCUGUCGUCCGCGCGAUCACAGUCAAGUGUUGCAGAUGAUCAAUCCUCUUCCGCCGUCCUCCAGAAGACGUAUUUCUCUGCGAAUCGAGGCAUUGAGGGUACAGUGAGCAAGGAUGGCAUUUCCCCGUCGUUAUCCACCACCAGUUCCGCGCAAGCGAAUGCUGCCAAUACCUCCAGAAGCGAAGGAGAGGCGGGGUCGGCCUCUAUGCAAUCAAUUGAGUCGGAAUUGCCCCAUCGUCGAAGGAAACGUCUAAAGGAAGAGGCAGCUGGGAAUAACGGAGCAGAUCAUGUUAUUCCUCCAGAUGCCUCGGCGCAGUUGUCGCACCUCUCAGCCACCCUCCCCAAAACCUCUAUUCGACGUAAAAUAGCCGCUUAUCUUGCUCUCACGAAACCUCGUCUUUCAGUGUUGAUCGUGCUGUCUACGACAUCUGCCUAUGGCAUGUACCCUAUCUCGUCUCUCCUUGCUCUCGACCCAUCAAUGACGCCGCUCCCGACUCUAUCAACUUCUACACUUACUCUUCUUUACCUCACGGCGGGAACAUUCCUUUCGUCCUGCAGUGCCAAUACAUUGAAUAUGAUGUUCGAACCGAAAUAUGAUGCACUGAUGUCCCGGACACGGAACCGGCCCAUCGUCCGCGGUCUCGUCUCCCGCCGUGCUGCCCUCCUGUUUGCCGUUGCUACAGCCGCCUCGGGUCUCGCUCUGCUCUACUUCGGCACGAACCCAACUGUGACUGGUCUGUCGGCCGCUAACAUCUUCCUAUACGCCUUCGUUUAUACGCCAUUGAAGCGUAUACAUGUGAUCAAUACCUGGGUCGGUGCUAUUGUAGGAGGUAUUCCUCCGCUCAUGGGUUGGGUCGCAGCGGCAGGCCAGACAGCGACAACCGGCCACGACACAUGGCGCGACAUGCUCUUCAGCAAAGAUAGCAUUGGUGGCUGGUUGCUCGGAGGCAUCUUAUUCGCCUGGCAAUUUCCCCAUUUCAACGCCCUCUCCCAUACUAUCCGCGAGGAAUACAAGAGAGCCGGAUACAAAAUGCUCUGCUGGGUUAAUCCCGCUCGAAAUGCCCGUGUCGCGUUGCGUUAUUCUAUCCUGAUGUUCCCGAUCUCCAUUGGUCUUUGGUAUGUUGGUGUUGUCGGCCACGGCUUCUUGGUAAGUAGCUCAAUCGCCAACGGUUGGUUAGUGAAAGAAGCAUAUCAUUUCUGGCAGCAUCAAGGUGCCAAUGGCACAGCCCGCGGUUUGUUCUGGGCCAGUAUCUGGCAACUUCCCAUCCUGCUUGUCGGCGGUCUCGUUACAAAGAAGGGUCUAUGGGACGGUGUCUGGAGAAACGCCUUCGGCCAACCUGAAGAAGACGAGGAUGAUUAUCUCUACUAUGACGACGAAGGUGAGGAUGAAGAGACAGGAAAUCAGAUCGUAUCUCAGUCAGCGUCUGUGGCUGGCUCCCGUCCUGCCAACGCUGCAUAG